Molecule: messenger RNA, 4887 nt
Organism: Drosophila suzukii
Lineage: Eukaryota; Metazoa; Arthropoda; Insecta; Diptera; Drosophilidae
Gene: ths
Product: thisbe
Molecular function (GO): growth factor activity
Source: RefSeq, a predicted model, not a curated record
AAUUUUCUUCUUCCGAAACCUAUUUCCAAUUUACUAGAAUUUUUUCUCAGUGCUCCCAUCGUCUGUUUCGUGCAGUUUUGGCAUUUUGCUGCCGUUCUGGCUUUCCCGCUGUUGUUGUUGCCGCCUAACGAUUUUUCCCGCAAACAACACGGCGAACUGAAACGUGUCAGGCCAAAAGGAAAAGCCAAAGUGAAAAGCCCGCAGGGCGGCGAGAGAAACGAGAGAACAUUAACAGCAAGGUGGCCGUAAAUCGCGAAUCGUAAACAGUUUUUGGGCUCUGCGGGGAACCAACCAGCUGAAAGUAACAGUCAGCCUGGUUUAUCGGAAUCGUUUUUGAUUUCCUGCCUUUGGCCUGUUUUCCGUAUUCCGUAUAUUUCGUAUGUCGUAUUCCGAAUUCCGUAUUCGGUGGUCCGUAGUCCAUUUUCCGUGUGCUCUGCUUCUUGCCACUUCCAUUCGCUUUUUGGGGGUUUUCCUGCUCGUUUAGUUUCGGUUUCGGUUUCAAUUUCAGUCAGUCAGCUGCUGCUUUUCACGUGGCACGUGUCGUAUGAGUAAAAUUAUCCCCUGCAGUCGCCACUCCACUCAGUAAAUAACAAUAAUCAAAGACUGUUUAAUUGAUAUAUCAACUGGAGCAAAUUAAUAAAGUGCUUAAAUCAAUCGCAAUUGCAAAGUGUUCAAAAUUCUUAAGCCUAACAUCAAAAUAACCACAUAAUCGCAAAGGACAUUGUAAAAUUGGCCCCCCAGAAAUCGAUUCACCGAAAUCGCAUUCUAAAUGUUCGACUGGAUUGAAUUUACCAAAGAAGCGUAGACGAAAUACGAAUGCAAAUUAGAUGCAAAAUAAAUGGGUAAAAUGAGGUCAAGUAAAUACGAUGUUACCACAGCUUACGGUCUAUGCCAAGAUUAUUUACCUCCUGAUGGUGGUGAUUUCAGGUGCAUUAUGUACAGUAGAAGAUUACGUAAUAAUGUCACAGUGUGCACACAACAAAGCCAUACACCUAGCUGCGGAAGGAACAGUCUCAGUGACAGACACUUCACAGAUACAAAAUAUAACGAUAGUCGGCUUCCCGGAUUAUCUGAACAACGAAUUCAAAAUAGCACUGUACGCAAAAGAAACUCAAAGAUAUUUGUGUUUCAACGACAAUUGGAGAUUAGUUGGCAUGAGGGAACUGCGAGAUACCUGCUAUUUCAACGAGACCAUCGUGCACGGUUAUUUCGUGUUCCGUUCCGUUGUCGAUCUGCAGCGACGUGUCGGGUUCACGCACCGAGGUAAGCCUGUGGGGCCCAAGAAGAGCGUCAACGAUGCCUGCUACAUGUUCAACAAGAUCGAGGCCGAGCAGUUUUUCCGCCAUCACCAUAGCAAUGGCAACAGUGGCAGCAGCAGCAACAGCAACAGCAACAACAGUGGCAACAGCAAUGGCAGCAACAACAGUCGGAAGCCCCCGCGCAACAACAAAAACAAUCGCCACAAAUCGAAUAACCAAAAUCAAAAGUUGCAACAGCAACAGGAGCAUCAUGGCCAUAAUAAUAAUAACGUUAUUCUUAAUAAUAGUAGUACUAGUUUAAGUAGCACUAACAAAAAGCAAUUAGCGAUAAACCGGCAGAAGCAGCAGCAACAGCAGCAGCAGCAACAUCAGGUGCGACAUCAUCACAAUGAUCCAUCGCUGCUGCUGCGACGACAGCAACACGAGAAGAAGCAGAAGCGGCGCAAGCAACAGAAGCAACAGCAACACCAACAACGAGUAUCAGCUAGUCCAACGAAACAAAUGCCUGCAACAGCAACAGCAACACCAACACCAAUAGCAACAGCAACCAUUGCAACACAAUUGACAACAGCAACACUGAGCAGCAAGCGCAAGGGGCGGCGAAGAAAGGGCAAGGUCAGGCCGAAAGCACAGCAGCAACAGCAAUUGCAACUACUUGCCACGGCAGCAACAUCGCCGUACACCGACGACACCCUCUACAGCAGCAGCAGCAGCACGGGCUUUGAGGAUGUGGAUACCUACAACAGCAGCAGCAGCAGCUUGGAGCCCUGGUCCACCUGGUCCACAAUCGACAGCUUUAGCAGCAGCAGCACAACAGCAACAUCUGACGACAGUAUUAGCAGCAGCAGCAACUACGAUGCCUGGGCCACCUACAUCACCGAAAUGGAGGCCGAGGCAUCCGGCGGCAACGACACCGAGUUGCUACAGUACGAGCCCGAGUUGGUGGACGAUCCGGAGGCGGAGUCCACGGCGACAAUUGAAACCAAAGCAACAUCAGCAACAGCGGCAACGGCGGCCACAACUACCUCGACAUCGGGCUCGCAGCUGGUGAUAGAGCAGACGCCGCUGGCCAGGAGCAAUAGCAACAGCAACAGCAGCAGCACCACGCGGGCAACACCAACGGCAACCAGUCAGACUGAAAUCCCUGCACAGAGCACGCAACAGCCAAGCAGGCACCGCAGCAACAGCAGGGAGAUUCCCCGGGACAACGUGGAUUAUUCCAAGAUAUUGCUGGCGGGCGAGAACGAAGUGAAGCCACAACAACAGCCAAGGAAGUUGCUCUGGACGCUGCAACCGCCAGUGGCAACACGUGGCAGCACGCGAGCAACUCCAAUGACAACACCCAUGCAGCAACUCUCCAGCACGGCAGCAACAGCGGCCACGACACCACAGCAACAUGUUGCACCUUCACUCUUCAGCGUGGACAAGAACAUCAACAGCAACCUGAACAACACACUGACGGAGGCUUCGCCAACGGCAACAUCGGAAGCAGCAGCAGCAACAUCCAGCAUUACGGCAGCAACAACCAUCAAGAGACCUAUCCGGAAGUUCACCAAAAAGCUGAUGGCCACGCCCUAUCACCAGCUGACCUAUGUGCGCAAUGCGGGCGGGGAUAUUGAUAUCGACAACCUGGACAACAUCAGCGUGUAUCCCGUGCUCUACAACGGCGAUCUGGAGGGGAAUGGCAGCGGGAACAGCUCCGAUGGCGGCUUCAGCGGAUUCCUGCCCACCUCGACCACUUCCCAUCUGACGGAACCGAUUCGCAUCGGCAUGAACAGGAUCAGGCCGAAUAAAACGCUGCACUGGUUCACUCACCAGAGAUUUGCGUAGUAGUUAGGGAUAGGCGGGCUUUGGCUAUUAGAUCUUUAAGGACAGGACUGCCCCAGCUUUUACUUUCACAGACAUUUUAAUUGUUCAACGAAAUAUUGCAGAUAUCACUUCAAAAUAUUAGAAUCGGAACGUGGAAUGUCGUGACUAAGAAUAUAAUAAACUCAAAAUUAUAAACUGAAUUCUGAAUACUUGUUCAACUUUUCUUCAUCAACUAAAUUUUUAAAUAUGAAUCAUCUCUGUGAAGGUGAGAACUGGAACAGACCUGCUUAAGAAAGACAUACCUUUACUCAGUACUCAGUUUUCAAAAGAAUUUAGGCAAAAAACCAAGUGAAGAACAAAAAUGUAUGGAUAAAUAUUUCAAAUUUAUAAUGAACUGAUACAUAUAUAUAUAAACAUAUAUAGAACUCGAUAUACAAAGGAGUUGCUUACUGUUCAGUACCUCGACUCAGACAGGACUUUUGCACUUGCACCACGCCUAAAAGCACACUACAGAAGCGAAACCGGAAGCGGAAGCGAAAGCAGGCGCAGAACCGAUAUCGAUAACUCAGGCCGCACUUCAUCCAGUAGCGAGUACAGUGAAGACUCCACCAACUGCACUCGAGAGGCCGCAGGCAACGAACUCGCAGAACUGCUACAUAGUUAUAAAUGAAAAGACAAUAAGAUUUUUAUUUACGAGUAUGUGCUAUAUAAACUAACAAAACGAUGGAACGAACCGAAGCGAUAGCGAUAAUCGAUAACAAAAUGCUAAAAUUGUUGAAAUGGAAAUUAUGAAAGCGCGACAUUCAAGUGCAAGCAAAUAAACGUUUCGAAUGCACUGAAAAAGCGUAGCAAACUUUUGAUUUACUAAAUCAAUUAAAUAUAUUAGCAAUGAGAAUUAAUAAAUACAAAUGCAAACAAAAAUCGAUAUAUAUAUUAUAUACAUAUAUGCAUAUAUUUUCAAAAUUUUAUAACGAACCAAAAACCAAUUAGCAAACAAAUUUAAAAAUGAUGAACGGGAAACGAAUGAAGACGUUUUUUAAAUUCAUACGCAAGCAGAACUAAGAGUCGGUAACGAUAACGAUAACAAAUUCGCACAGCAAAACACUUCCAAAAAAGAAAGGUUAAAACUAAAUAUUAAACAAUUUUACUAGGCACAAGCGUACGAAAUUGGGCUAGAUGAACAAAAAUAAAAAACUCCAUUCAAAAUAAACCGAAUUUUUUAAGCAAAUACAAAAAGUUGUUGAAAUGGUCAGCAUGAAAAUGGAUUUUAGGACGCAGUUUGUGGGCGAUAUCCAAUUCGAGAAAGGAUGGAAACAAAUUUUGAAUAAUGGAAAAUUUUAAAGAACUACUAACGAUAUGUACUGCAACCAAACACCAAAUUCACACUGAAUAAGCAACGUUAUAUUUAUUAAUUGAACAACAACUAAGAAACUAAAACUACAAAUAAAAUCAAAAUACAGCAAAAUGAAACCAACUGCUGCUUUUCUACAUACGAAUAUAUAUAUAUAGACACAUAUAGGCAUAUGUGUACGAACAUGGAAAAAGAUAUGCAAAAAUUGUUUCUCAUAUAUUUAUAUUAAUAUUUAAAAUAAAUAGUUCAAACAUAUUAGCAAACCAAAUAUGCGAAAUUAAAACAAUUUGAAGGGAAAUGCGUAAACACAGAAACAGAAGCAGAAAACUGAAGCGUCAAGUUUAUAUGUAGAGAUAUGUAUGAAUGUAAAUUUAAAGUGAAAUAAGAAAACCCAAACAAAAAGAAGUUAAAGCAAGAUGCUUAGGUGAAAAUUUAAUUAGUGUGUACUUAAGACAAGAAACCAUUUAA